GUGAGAGUACGGAUUACGGAGUACCUUGAUACUUACGUGUGAUCGGUACGAGAUAUUGGUAAAUACAUACAGGCCUGUAAUUUACGCUUGCCUGCCGGAAUGAUCUAGAUGCUUGGCAUUAUCGGACUUGGAACUCGCCAAACGUCGGCCGGCCGCCUACGGCACCCCACAUCAUAAUCGUGAACCAGCCGUCAUUAAGGUAUGGCCGGCGACAAGAAACGGAGCAAGACCAUAGUGUUCCUGCACCCGGACUUGGGAAUUGGCGGGGCCGAGCGGCUGGUGGUGGACGCGGCCGUGGGACUGCAGAAGCGCGGACACAGAGUGGUCAUCUUCACGAGCCACUGCGAUCCCGCGCACUGCUUCGACGAGGCCCGCGAUGGCACCCUCGACGUCCGCGUGCGCGGCGACACCGUCGUCCCAACGAACCUUCUCGGCCGCUUCGCCAUCCUCUGCGCCAUCCUGCGGCAGCUGCACCUGAUCCUGCACAUCGCGCUCUUCACCUCGGAACUGCGCGACCUCAGCCCCGACGCCUUCUUCGUCGACCAGCUCAGCGCCGGCCUCCCGCUGCUGACAUGGCUCUCCGCCACCACCACGCCCAUCUUCUUCUACUGCCACUUCCCGGACCUCCUCCUGGCGCAAGGGCGCGCCCGCCUCUGGAAGCGCCUCUACCGCGUCCCCUUCGACCGGCUCGAAGGGUGGAGCAUGGCCUUCGCCGACGCGGUCGCCGUCAACUCGGCCUUCACCCAGUCCAUCGUCUCGCAGACCUGGCCGGCCCUGGCACGCAGCAAGAUCCUGCACGUCGUCUACCCCUGCAUCGACACCUCCACCUCCACCUCUAUCUCCUUCUCCUUCUCCCCACCCUCCGGGCCCGAUAAUGACAAUAACAAUAACAACAACAAGGUCGUCGAACCGCUGCCCUGGACCAGCGACGGAAUCAUCCUCUCAAUCAACCGCUUCGAGCGGAAGAAGGACGUCGCGCUCGCCCUGCGCGCCUUCGCCCUCCUUGCCCCCCGGCAGCGCAAGCGGGCGAGGCUGAUCCUCGCGGGCGGGUAUGACAACCGCGUGGCCGAGAAUGUGUCGUACCACGCGGAACUGGUGGCGCUGGCCGACGAGCUGGGCCUCAAGAACGCCACGGCCAAGACCCUGCCUUCGGCGCUCAGCAACGAGGAGGAGGGUGUGCAGGUGCUGUUUCUGCUGAGCGUGCCCAACGUGCUCAAGGAGAUGUUGCUGCGCUCGGCGAGGCUGCUCGUGUAUACCCCGUCCAACGAGCACUUCGGCAUUGUGCCGCUCGAGGCUAUGUUGCGCGGUGUGCCGGUGCUUGCGGCGGAUAGUGGCGGGCCGAGGGAGACGGUUGUCGAGGGGGUUACGGGCUGGUUGAGGGACCCCGGGCAGCCGAGGGCUUGGUGUGAGGUCAUGGAUCGGGUGCUGAAUGAGAUGGGGGAGGAGGAACUGAAGAAGAUGGGCAGGGCCGGGGUGGAGAGGGUGAAGGGGAGGUUUGCGGAGGCGCAGAUGGCGGAACGGUUGGAGGGGAUCUUUGAGGGAAUGGAGAAGAAGAAGGGGUUGAGGAGGUCUGGGGUGUCGGGGUUGGUGGUCUUGGUGGCUGCCGCUGCCGUGGUAGGGGCCUUGAUUGCCGUCAUGCAGGCUGGUAGGAUAGGAAGGUAG
Molecule: messenger RNA, 1662 nt
Organism: Chaetomium strumarium
Lineage: Eukaryota; Fungi; Ascomycota; Sordariomycetes; Sordariales; Chaetomiaceae
Product: glycosyltransferase family 4 protein
Exons: 3
Coding region: 202-1662 (486 amino acids)
Cellular component (GO): endomembrane system
Molecular function (GO): GDP-Man:Man(1)GlcNAc(2)-PP-Dol alpha-1,3-mannosyltransferase activity; alpha-1,3-mannosyltransferase activity
Source: RefSeq, a predicted model, not a curated record